Messenger RNA from Benincasa hispida (wax gourd), 1269 nucleotides. It is a transcript of the gene NUDT16, whose product is annotated as nudix hydrolase homolog 16. The record is from RefSeq and is a predicted model, not a curated record. Gene Ontology annotation, cellular component: cytoplasm; nucleus. Gene Ontology annotation, molecular function: pyrophosphatase activity. Lineage: Eukaryota; Viridiplantae; Streptophyta; Magnoliopsida; Cucurbitales; Cucurbitaceae.
UGAUUUUACCAUUUGCCCUUACCCGUUGAUCUCAACGGUCAUCUUCCCCUCCCUCCAUAUAUAUUUCCUUGGUGCUGAUUCCACCGGAUUCUCCCAAAAACGGACCCACUGUUUUCUCUUUUGACCAUCAAAUCCCAAAUCCCCUCCCCUCCCCUGUUUUGACCCAACCCCACCGCCAGAUCCGCUUCAGCCGCAACUUUCUCCAUCUGGGUUUCUCUCCUUUCUGCCCUAACAAUCCUCAUUCAUCUCGCUACUCUUCCAUGGAGUUCCAGAUCCUCUUCAACCCUCCAUUCUGAAAGAAAUGGACAAUGGCGGAUUUUCUCCCCUGCUGUAGCAAUGUGCAGGAUUUUGCAUUCCUCUCAAAAUUCUGAACCCCACGGACGAUAGGUUAUAUAUCAUAUAUUUUUCUUUAGCAUGUCUGAUUUGGUGGCCCGCACUGGACGGCAUCAGCAGCGGUACGAUGCCGGUUGUCGCCUUAUUGCUGGGUGUAUUCCUUUUAGGUAUAGAAGUUCCGAUGGCAGUAGUGAUGAAAUUUCAGAUAAAGUAGUGGAGGUGCUUAUGAUUGAUACACCUAGUGGACCGGGCCUUUUGUUCCCAAAGGGAGGCUGGGAGAAUGACGAGACAGUGGAGGAGGCUGCUGUAAGGGAAGCUAUUGAAGAAGCGGGUGUUCGUGGUGAACUUAUGGGUUUUUUGGGGGACUAUCACUUCAAGAGUAAAACACAACAAGACGAGUUUAGUCCAGAUGGAUUGUGUAGAGCAGCAAUGUAUGCUUUAUUUGUCAAUGAGGAGCUUGAGUUCUGGCCGGAGCAGAACACGAGAAAUAGAAGUUGGGUGACCAUACCUGAGGCAAUUGAAAAAUGCAGGCACGCAUGGAUGAGGGAUGCCCUUGUCAUUGGUUUCAACAAAUGGCAUGCAGAAAAUAUGAAUGAUGAAUAACUUGAAUCUUCAUCUAGACAAUGUAUGCACAUUACGAAGUAUUGUGCAUGCUAACGAACAUCUAAAGGAUAGUCCCUUUUUCCCCUUUGCCAACCAGUCAUGAAGAAUCAAGUAGUAGAACUAACACCAGGAUUACAUAGGCAAUGCUUUUGGUUGCUCAUUUAUACACUUUGACCCCUGAUGUUUUUAAUUCGGAGGGAAUUCAAUCCUUAUAUAAGUACUCGUUCGAGCUUCCUUGAAGCUUUUACAAAUGUAUUUCAAAUUUUUUUGUUCAUUUACAAGUCUGAUGAAUUACAUGCCAUGAUUUAAUAUGGUGUAUUGGAGGAAUACGAA